Molecule: messenger RNA, 6342 nt
Organism: Marmota monax (woodchuck)
Lineage: Eukaryota; Metazoa; Chordata; Mammalia; Rodentia; Sciuridae
Gene: Slc6a6
Product: solute carrier family 6 member 6
Exons: 16
Coding region: 436-2328 (630 amino acids)
Biological process (GO): neurotransmitter transport; sodium ion transmembrane transport; taurine transmembrane transport
Cellular component (GO): plasma membrane
Molecular function (GO): taurine:sodium symporter activity
Source: RefSeq, a predicted model, not a curated record
CGAUGCUGAGCGCUGCCUGUGCAGACAACAGACACGCGAGGUCAGGAAGAAGCCGCUUAUAAAUUACCGCGUCCUCCGCACCGCGGCCAGCGCCGAGCCCCGGAGCCCGGCCACCGCCGCCGCCGCCGCGCUCGGGUGGCCCAGUGUCCCGCGAUCGGGAACCUCGAGCCCAGAGACGCCCCGAGGGACAUCGCCGCGCACAGCCCGCCGAGGGGGCCGGGGACCGAGCCACCGGGCAGCGCUCCUGACCCCUGGAACCCGGCGCCGCCGAGCGCAGCGCGGAGGCCACCGCAGGUGCACAAUCAGAAUCACAGUCCCUUCUGAGGAGGCUCCGAAAUCCGAGCAGUAGCUGCAAUUAGGCUCCAUCUUAGAAAAGGCUGGAAGUCACCCGCUGUCACCGCGACACCAACAUCUGCUGACCCGACAGACUUAGAUAUGAGCUCCAUCUACCCAGAAAGUGAUCCGAUGGCCACCAAAGAGAAGUUGCAGUGUCUGAAGGACUUCCACAAGGAUAUCUUGAAGCCGUCUCCCGGGAAAAGCCCCGGCACCCGGCCCGAGGACGAGGCCGAGGGCAAGCCCCCGCAGCGGGAGAAGUGGGCCAGCAAGAUCGACUUUGUGCUGUCUGUCGCUGGUGGCUUCGUGGGCUUGGGCAACGUGUGGCGAUUCCCGUACCUCUGCUAUAAAAAUGGUGGAGGUGCAUUUCUAAUUCCGUAUUUCAUUUUCCUGUUUGGGAGUGGCCUGCCCGUGUUUUUCCUGGAGGUCAUCAUAGGCCAGUACACCUCGGAAGGGGGCAUCACCUGCUGGGAGAAGAUCUGCCCCCUGUUUUCCGGUAUCGGCUACGCGUCCGUCGUGAUCGUCUCCCUCCUCAACGUCUACUACAUCAUCAUCCUGGCCUGGGCCACCUACUACCUGUUCCACUCCUUCCAGAAGGACCUGCCCUGGGCCCACUGCAACCACAGCUGGAACACGCCCCACUGUCUGGAGGACACGCUGCGCAAGAACAAGAGCCUGUGGGUCACCAUCAGCACCCACAACUACACGUCCCCCGUCAUCGAGUUCUGGGAGCGCAACGUGCUGAGCUUGUCCUCGGGGAUCGACGAGCCGGGCACCCUCAAGUGGGACCUGGCGCUGUGCCUCCUGCUGGUGUGGCUGGUCUGUUUCUUCUGCAUCUGGAAGGGCGUCAGGUCCACGGGGAAGGUUGUCUACUUCACCGCGACCUUCCCCUUCGCCAUGCUAUUGGUGCUGCUGGUCCGCGGGCUGACCCUGCCCGGUGCCGGGGAGGGCAUCAAGUUCUACCUGUACCCUGACAUAACCCGCCUGGAGGAUCCGCAGGUGUGGAUCGACGCUGGGACCCAAAUCUUCUUCUCCUAUGCCAUCUGCCUGGGGGCGAUGACCUCCCUGGGGAGCUACAACAAGUACAAGUACAACUCGUACAGGGACUGUAUGCUGCUGGGAUGCCUGAACAGUGGUACCAGUUUUGUGUCUGGCUUCGCAAUUUUUUCCAUCCUGGGCUUCAUGGCACAAGAGCAAGGGGUGGACAUUGCUGAUGUGGCUGAGUCAGGUCCUGGCUUGGCCUUCAUUGCGUACCCCAAAGCUGUCACCAUGAUGCCGCUCCCCACCUUUUGGUCCAUUCUUUUCUUUAUUAUGCUUCUCUUGCUGGGACUGGAUAGUCAGUUUGUCGAAGUCGAAGGACAGAUCACGUCCUUGGUGGACCUCUACCCGUCCUUCCUAAGGAAGGGUUAUCGCCGGGAGAUCUUCAUCGCCAUCGUGUGUGGCAUCAGCUACCUGCUGGGGCUGACGAUGGUGACGGAGGGUGGCAUGUAUGUGUUUCAACUCUUUGACUACUAUGCAGCUAGUGGUGUAUGCCUUCUGUGGGUUGCAUUCUUUGAAUGUGUUGUUAUUGCCUGGAUAUUUGGUGGUGACAACUUUUAUGAUGGUAUUGAGGACAUGAUUGGCUAUCGGCCUGGGCCCUGGAUGAAGUACAGCUGGACUGUCAUCACCCCGGUUCUCUGUGUUGGAUGUUUUGUCUUUUCUCUCGCCAAGUACGUGCCCCUGACCUACAACAAAGUCUACGUGUACCCAAACUGGGCCAUCGGGUUUGGCUGGGGCCUGGCCCUGUCGUCCAUGAUGUGCAUCCCGUUGGUCAUCCUGAUUCGCCUCUGCCAGACGGAGGGGCCGUUCCUCGUGAGAGUCAAGUACCUCCUGACCCCGAGGGAACCCAACCGCUGGGCUGUGGAGUGUGAAGGGGCCGCUCCCUACAGCUCCCGCAUCACGCUGAACGGGACCCUCAUGAAACCGACUCACAUCAUCGUGGAGACCAUGAUGUGAGACCCCCCGGGGGCGACGGGGCGGCCGCUUUCCACCUGUUUACUAACAUUAGAUUCUCCUAGGACCAGGUUUACAGAGCUUUAUAUUUUGCACUAGGGAUCUCUUCCUCGUCCUCGUUGGUGUUUUGUGUCAAACGUGAACUCCGUGCGUGUGCGCGUGUGCACGUGUGCGUGAGCGUGUGUGUGUGUGUGUGUAUCGUGGGUGUGCGUAUUUUGUUCUGAUUUUGGGAUAUUUUGUACAAAAAAAAAAAAAAAAAUAGAAGAAACCCCCCUUUUUCCACUGAAUUAGGUCUGUUUCAGGGGAACUGGGUGAAAAGUUUUCUUUGUAGAUAUCUUUGUUUUUUUCUCUUUCUGGAACAUGUGACUCUUGACCAUGGGACACUUUGACCAUGUGAAUGACCCUUCUUGCCAGCAAUAGAGAUCGUUUUUUUGGGUUUUCUUUUCCAAAAGCAAUUUUUCGGUGCUUGGUCGAACCAGGAGAAAAUUCUGACCCCCCAAGGAAGACUAAAGUGUGGAGGACGAUUUUUCAGCCCUGAGCUGCGUCUUGAGGGUGUAGUAUCUUUCCGAACCUGGUUCAGGGGUUCGACAUCCGGAGCAGAGUGACUGGCCAGACCCCUCCCCGAGGAGCAGAAGAGACAGGGCCCAGAGGAGACCCUUCGUUACAUUUCUCUUAGCCAAGAGGAAACCUGCCAAAAUCUAUGAACCAGGCCCUCAAGUUAAAUAGACGGACGAGAGCUCAGAAAGGAGACUCUUGAAGCAGGAUUUGAAAAGUUAAAGAGCAAUAGAAACUGUAGCUCCGGGUUUAAAAAAAAAAAAAAAAGAAAUCCCAUCUUUUAUUUUGAGAUCGAGGGUGGAUAAUCGGUAGGACUGUCCGAGUCCAGGGUCCAAGCAGGAGCUGUGAGAGAUGGCAGAGCCCUUGAAAGAGGUGGGUGAUGGGCCACCCACGAUCCUUUCUGGAACAUUCCGGGCAAAGACCCCACGCUGGCUCGAGAGCAUCCGGGGUCUGGCGGAUGGGUCUGUUGCAUUUGAAGGGGGUCACAGCAGGAUCUGGGUGUCCCCUGAGGAUGAGGGGAGGCAGAUGGACCAAAGCACUGGGCCCUGCGUGUUCUCAGGGGCCUGGAGUUGGGGAGCGGGGAUUUCCUCCCCUCGUCUCUCCACCCCCAACUGGGACCUGCCUGUCAAGCUCUCUCUAAAGUGUCACCUAGGGCCACCUCAGCUCCUAGCCCCCAAAUGCCCAGAGUGGCCUCAGGGGUGGGGAUGGAGGUGCCCGGCACCCCCCAAAUCCUCCUGAGUGCCGGCCCAAGGAGGGUCUGGCAGGUUGGGGUCGUCCAGGGACCCGGGGGAGGGGGGGCUGGCACCCCCAAGACCUGGUGUCAUCGUGAGUGACACCCAGAGCCAGGUUCGCCCCUGAACCAGGGAGGAAGGUGCUACACCCUUCAGAGGUCCACCCCGUGCCCCCUCUGGACCUGAACGGGGCCGUCCUCGUCACCGUGGUCACUCUCAGCCACACCCCAAUGUGACCGCAGGCACCCAGGCGGGGACUGUCCCCGAGGCUGGCCCCUGGAAACCUCCUGCCGCCCCAAUUUGGGAUUUUUACUGAGGGGGGGAGACUCCCCUGUCCCCCUCCUGCCCCUCUGGUCUUGGACAAGUGGCCUAUUUAGGGACACUCUGCCAAACGUCCCCGGAUCCCAUUCCAAGCCACCCGUGCUGGUCCCUUGCCCCUGUUUUUCCGUGUCUCUGUGGUCCCCGUGGUGUGGGGCCUGUGUCCUUGUCCUGCUGAUGUUACCCAGUUGCCGUGUGACCCCCCCGUUUUCCUGUCGUCUUCUGGAACUUUCUAGAAAACUCACCUUGUGUCCCUCUGGGAAGGCAGGGUCCCCUCCCCCCCCCCCGGGGAGCAGGACCCUGAGAAGCUGCGGCCACCUGAGACUUCGGGGUCCUCUCGGUCCCCCUUUCCCCUCCCACCACGAGCUCGUGCCCUGGGGAAAGGACGUCCCCGUUAACGUGGUGACACUCUGGAGGUGGCCCGCAGACCCAAAUUCUAGACCAAAGACGCACCCAGAAGCCGGGUCCCCGUCUCCGACUGCUGCUCCUGGGGCCCCGGGCCUCUGCCUUCCCCGUGUCCCCUCCUGGCCACAGCGUUGGUCUGUGUCCCCCGUGACGACGGCUGUCUUUCCCGUCUCUCUCUGUAGAAGUGAAAUUUGUCCCUUAGAGCUCACCACUGGUCCCCGUCUUGGGACAGGCGGGUCCAACCUUCCUCCCGCCACCUGCCUGGGGCAGGUCAGAGAUCUGGUGUCACCUAGAUCUAGUGUCACCCGGUGCCCAGGCUGCCCCAUCUGGACAGGAAGCCACCAAGGCACAGACAAGUGGGUGGGGGGGUCCCCAAGAUGAAUGUCCCACCCCCCCUCCCCGGGGAGCUGCCUCAUGGAUCGGAGACCCUGGGACUGACCCCAAGGCUCUCCAGGGUCCCCUGUGCAGUGACCUCGGUGUCCCUGGGGAAACCUGGUCCCCGAGUCACGAGGAUCAGGCGGCGGCCGGCGAGUGUGACCAGAGCCGGGUCCCCAUCCCUCCCCAAGGUUCUCCCUGGCGACCAAAGACGCGUUGGUGACAGAGGAAGCAGAUGUCCUGGUUCAGGGACAGGGCGAGAAGCAUCCCCAGCACCUCAGACCCUCCCCCGGGGCCCUCUUGGUCCCCAGCUGGCGAGAUGGGAGGUGGCCUCGGGCAGGACAGGCCAUCUGUCCCCCCUGACCCUGCCCAGGGACCUCCUUCCCCGCAGGUCACCCCUGGGAGAGGGACCUGAGAGUCCUCUGUGCACAGGAGCAAGCCAAGGCCCGGGCUGGCCAGUCGGCUCCCCCCUAAAAGAAAUUAGGAUUUAAUGACAACUUCCAGGGCUCCAAACGGAGCCCCGGGGUAGGUGGCACUCCCUGGUCCCCGCCCAGCACCCCAAAGAUGGUGGCCCAGCACCAAGAGCCCCCCUGGGCGGUCCCCUGAGCACCUCCAAGAGCCCCUUUGAUAAAGCCAUGGCUCUGGGUGGUGGCACCAGGCUGGGAGCAGAGAGUCCCCAACUUCUCCCGAGACUCAGCCAGGAGGGGACCCAAGGGACAAUCCUAGAGGGUCCUUCAAAGCCUCAGACGCAGGCGGUCCCCCCCCCCCCCCCCGACAGAUUCAGGGCCAAACCGAAAACCCAGGAGCCACCAAGUUGGAGAACAAUCCAGAGUCCCCGAGUCCCAGGGCCACCUCCCCCUGCCCGCCCGUGACCCCCACAGGAAGCUCUUUCCCACCCCCCGAUGGUCCCCUGAGUGUCCCCUCUUGACCUGUUGUGACUUCCUGGAGGAGGAGGAGGGAGUCUCUUGUGGGACAUUUGGCUUCCCAUCGAGAUGGUGGCUGCAUUUUAAUUUUUUUGUCCCUUGAUUUCCCCCAAGUCAUGGUCCCCAACCUUCCCCUCCCCCUCCCCGCCCCCUCCCCCUCACGCACCCCCAAGACUCUCUCUAUUUAGCACAAAGCAAAAGCUGAUAAACGUGGGGUUCGCCUCCUUCCAGAAAAAAAAAUGUCCUGGCUCAUCGGGACUUUUUUAAAAAAUAAAAAUUUUAAAAAAAAAUUUUAAAAAAAGAUAAAAUUAAAAAAAAAAACCUUCAAACUAUUUUUAAGCUAUUUUAAACUUUUGUAAAAAAAAAAAAUACGACUAAAAAAAAAACCCACAAAGAUCUAUGAAAUCCAUCCACGGGAGACUCUUCGGAGGAGGAAAUAUUUGUAUUUGAACAAAAUCCUUGGUGUGUCCCCCUCCCCGUCCCCUGUCCCCGCAGAAUACGAGCUUCUGUGUGUCCAUGUUUGAUGAUGGAGGGUCCCUGGGAUCCGCGGGGCUCAUGUGCGUGUGUGCGUGUGUGUGUUCAUUUCUUCUUUGGCUUUUUAGAUAAAUAUGUAUAUCGAUAUUUUAAAUCCAUCUUUGGCUUUUUCUGUUUUGUAGAGGAGUUUGUAAUCACCUUAUAACACGACAAUAAACAUUUCCUUUUUGAAAGCC